AUGGAUCCCAUUCCUUCAACAGCAGAUCAAGUUGACUCCGAAUCUUCUCAGGAAGAACUGGAAUGGCCACGCUUUCCUCGCGGAGCAGAUAUAAGGGGCUUCGCUGCCUACAAGCCACUACUACCAGCAAGGGAGACAGCGACUCCAGCAACAUGCCCACCACUGCUCCUCCUCGACAACGCAGACACGCUCGUGUUUAUUGACACGCCACCACAGCCCUCGUCCGCGUCGAUUCUACCGACCUCGACUGAGUCGAUCCCACAUCGCAUACACAGCGAGAAGCUCCUGGAAGCCGGGUCCCCGUUCUUCAAGAGGCUGUUCAACCUACGGACGCAGAGUCGCGUGAUCAAGCGCCGCGCACUCGCGGACAGGAUGAUCGACGGGAUCAAAUAUGCCAUCGAGCUCACCCCGCCCACCGAGGGAGAGGAGGCCGUGUUGACUGUCACGGAGCUCUCUUGUCCGCUUGGUAUCCGGACCUGGGCUCGCGCUCAAUCCCGCUGGGGGCUACCCUUGUCUUGUGUGGGAGGGGCAGACGAGUAUGAGCGAUCGGGCACGGCUGCUACGAACGGGAAGGCGCUCCCACAGGAGCAGAAUGUCUCCCCUUCGGUAUCUUCCGAGAAAAGUUCCUUCAAUGGGUUGGCCGCACCCAAGGGCUCUGAGAUACCGGUAGACUACUCUCCGCUGCGUCAUCGCGCGGGCAUCGAGCAGAUCCUGCAGGCUUUAGAGGGCUUCCUUCCCGACAUCGACACACCGUGCAAGCUUUGGACUUUCUUCGGCUUGGCCAGGCUCUAUGGUAUCGCCACGGUGCCGAGGAUCUGCCAUCUGAUCCUCUCCUGGUUCUAUCAAUCUACGAAUGCCCGCCUCCUGGAAGUUCAACCGGAGCUCAGCUAUCGAAUUGCUUGUGGCGUACAAUGUGCCACUCUUUGCCGCGACACUUUCGCCAUCCUUGUCGGCGAAGAGGCCAUGCUUCUCCUUGCUAACUCCAACGCGGAUACCCCUGCCCCUCUACGAAGACCAGAGAAGACACGGUAUGGGCGCCUCCGCGAAUCACUCAAUGACACGGAGCUACAGCGGAUUGAGUAUGCCAGUAAAGUCUUUCUGGAGCAUGUCGCCAAUAAAUUCGUGAACUUGAUGGGCGCUGACAUGGCCUGGCUCAAUCAGCUCUCUGAGUACCAGAAGGUCUUCCACUACCAGCCGAGAACUUUGCAAGGACAUAUAUGCAAGGAUGAUUUACUCGUUCACCUCAAGCUCUUUGUGAGAAGCAAUCUUCUUUCGACAUUGGUGCACAAUCAUAGUAGCACAUGGACCCCAGGACCAUUCUUCCCUGCAAAAAAUAAGGGUAAUGCUAAUGCUGAUGAUGACGGCUAUCCAUCGAACACAUUUCGCGCAGCAUACAAAAGCAUGUUUCUGGCCGAGCGCAUUAUGAGCAGAACAUUCUGGCAGAAUCUUAAAUCCGAGUCGCUCGAGAGUAACUGGCGAUGUCGCCGUCAACCGUCAAUCAUCGCUUCUCUUGCGAGAUACUUACCACAAUUCCUGGACCGCGAGGACUGGAUUAGCAGCGCUGUAUCGCCGGAAACACUCGGAAACAAGAUCUCAGACUUCAAUGUCUUCUACGACAUGCACCUUCAAAACGGUGGUCUGGGCACAACCGCAAGCCAACCUCGAUCGACAAAUCCUUUCAAAACUGGGUUCACUCAGUACAGCGGAGCAUCUGCGCAUGAAGUUUGGGAGGGGAAUAUGUUCUCAACCUCAUCUGAAGGAUUUAACAGAAGUGUCUUCUUCGAGCAGGUGCGGUCGUACGUGGUCAGCUACGCCGACAAGAUGACCACGCCUCCUCAUUCGAAUCACAUCUACGAAUUCACGGACGUUCUGACGUGCCUCACGGAUAAAGAAUUCAAAUAUCUUCCCCUGUGGGCUGGAGGCAAUGAUGACGGCUCUGGAGGCGUCUUCAUAGACGAGAAUAUCCCCGUCAUGGAAACGGGCGGGUUCUCGGCGCCAGGACCGGCCAUCCAUACAGGCAGUACUGCGUCGACUAUCGACUCGUAUUCCAACAUUGCUCCCUCGGACGCUGAUAGCACGGUCGAGGGUGUGUCUCACAGAGCUACAGAAAGCCACACCACCGAGGUGGUGUCGUUAUCAACUGAGAGCGAGUUGGGAAGUAGCAGAGACAACGAGCACGACUUGACUAAGUGGCAGACGGCAGACGACGAUGGAUUUGAUUUCAGUUCUGCGGACGAUGAUGCGGCGGAUUUUGACUCCGACAGUGAUUCCGCUGAUACCAUUAUCAUGGACUCGAUGGAUCACAGUGGUUUCGUGAGUGAUUUCGAGGACCUGCACUUGAGCGAUCGCGCGUCGUCUCUUUCGCAUUGA
Messenger RNA from Aspergillus clavatus NRRL 1, 2370 nucleotides. RefSeq lists its product as uncharacterized. The record is from RefSeq and is a predicted model, not a curated record. Bases 1 to 2370 code for a protein of 789 amino acids. The transcript has a single exon. NCBI's taxonomy places the organism in Eukaryota, Fungi, Ascomycota, Eurotiomycetes, Eurotiales, Aspergillaceae.